This is a messenger RNA of Lytechinus pictus (painted urchin), 4546 nucleotides long. Its product is annotated as tripartite motif-containing protein 2-like. The record is from RefSeq and is a predicted model, not a curated record. NCBI's taxonomy places the organism in Eukaryota, Metazoa, Echinodermata, Echinoidea, Temnopleuroida, Toxopneustidae. Gene Ontology annotation, molecular function: protein binding; zinc ion binding; ubiquitin protein ligase activity. The transcript has 7 exons. Gene Ontology annotation, biological process: protein monoubiquitination. Bases 451 to 2697 code for a protein of 748 amino acids.
ACUUCAUCGUCUCUCAUCUGGCCCGAGCGGAGUCGUAUGUCACGGCUAUCCACCGCACUCCAAGUCACCAUGAGCUCCAGGGUUAAAGUAAUCUAUUAAACAACAACGACAAAAGUAGAUGUUGACUUCCCAUGUAUACUGGUAGAUAAUGCGAGUGUGGAUAACGUACAUCGACAUGGUAUAGCAUAGGUGGAAGACUGAUACCGCGUUGGAACUUACUAGUUCCGUGUAUAUAGUUUUCACAUAGUUAAUAUACUUCAUAAUCAAGUCUGUAUAUUGGAUUGUGUGUGCGUGUGUGUACAUAAUAUCCCUUUAAAUGACUGACUGUACUGUAUUUAUAUAAUGGAUAUAAACCUGGAUGUAAUUGACUUCUUUUGCGGCAGAUGUGAAUAAUUUCUUCAAGAAUCUUAGGUAUACUCACCAAUCAUCUGACCACAAUCCAAGUAUAGCAUGGCAAGUAGUGUAGUACGGGCCGAAGACAUCGACCGUGAGUUCCUUCAGUGUCCAUUGUGCAUUGACCGUCUCCAGAAACCAAAGGUUCUUCCCUGUCAACACACCUUCUGCGUCGGAUGUCUUGAGCUCUGGGUGGCCAAGAACAAUGACCAACUAUCCUGCCCAGUCUGCCGCAACGAGUACGAGCUUCCCCAAGGCGGCGUCCACUCUCUCCCCGAUAACUUCUUUGUCAACAGCAUCAUCGACUUCAUUGGCCGGAAACGACAGGCGUCGGCCACCGCCCUGACGUGCCAUGGUUGCGAGAAUGAAGCAUCGCAUUACUGUACAGACUGCGAGGAAGAGCUGUGUUUUGACUGUGCAGGAGCCCAUCGUCGUCUACGUAUGACAAAGAACCACAAGUUGACAACGCUGGACGAACACCAGUCGAGCGGUAUGCGAGUCGAUUGUGACUUCGCCAAGCAGGAUGACAAGAUGUGUCGGAGUCAUCGGGGAUAUCUCCUAGAGCUUUUCUGCCAUUCAUGUGACAUUCCCAUUUGUCGUCUUUGUGUGCUUAAGGACCACCCGCCAACGCAACACGUCCAUGCUACGCUGCAGGAGACAGCGACAAGUCGUCGGAAGACCCUUGGCACCCUCGCAGCUACGGCCAAAGAAAAGGUGUCCGGUCUCAGAGACUCGGUCACCAUUCUCAAGGAGACACAACGUCGUCUCAAGAUGAACAGAGAUCGUAUCGACGUCCAGAUCAAACAGAGGAAACAGAAGAUGAUCGAAAUGAUUGAACUUUUCGAACAAGAAGCCGGUGCUGAACUUGGCGAAGAAUUCUCAUCCAGAGAUGCGAAACUAGAGGAAGAGAUUGAGACGAAGCAGCGAUUAUUAGACAAGACUGUCAGUGUCUGCAACGUCCUAGAGAACCUUCAUGGCGAAGGAGAUGAUCAUGCAUUGCUGUAUAUUAGUCGGGAUACUACCUGGAAGCUGGAAGAAUCCAUUAACUUUACCGCCGGUGUCGAGACCGAGGAUAACGGUUAUAUCGGAUUUAAUGUGGGCGAGGAUAGUUACGACCGUGCGGCGGCGUUCGGACAAGUACAGAGCCCAACCAUGACCUCGACGUCGCAUAUCGCAAUCGGACUUCAGCCGUCGUGUCCGCCCGUCAUCUCAGCUGGUGAAGACGUGUGUCUUACAGUGACCACACGUAAUGCUGGAGGACAGCGGGUAAGAACGGGUGGGGCUCCUGUGACGGCCAAGCUCUGUUCGCCGGCUGGUGAGGUGGGCAUUGCUAGGGUACGUGACCGCAUGGAUGGCAACUAUGAUAUUACAUUUAGACCAAACUGCGCGGGAAAACAUCGACUCCUCGUCUCUGUCUUCGGAAAACAGAUCGGAGAGAGCCCUCUUGAGUUUGAAGUCAUGCAACCAGAAAGACAGGUAAUCACUUUCGGAAAUCUCACAACGUCAGGCGUGAAUCCCUACAUGGCCGAUGCUAGGUUACGUGAGCCGUGGGGCGUUACGGUCUCGGAUCGAACUGGUCUUAUCUACGUAGCCGACACCGGUAACAGUUGUAUCCGAGUUUUCGACAUCGACGGUAACGCGAAGGGACAGAUAGGUUUCCCGAACUUUGCCCAGCGAUUUGAGCCGGUCGAUCUGACUCUAAACAACGAUGACAAUUUGGUUAUCACUGACCACAGAAAUCAACAGGUUCUAGUAUGCAGCCAGGACGGGACGUUGACUCGAGUCUUCGGUGCGGCUGAACUCCGGCGACCUUGCGGCGUCGCGGUCAACAGCCUCGGCUACGUAUACGUCACGGACCAUGAAUCGCAUUGUGUGCGCGUCUAUGACCCUGAUGGGCUGCACAUGCGUGAUAUGGGAGCAUAUGGAAACACACUGGGGUAUUUCAGAGGUCCCAUCUCUGCGGCAGUUAAUAGCAAGGACGAAUUGAUUGUGUCCGAUCGUGACAACCACCGACUUCAGGUCUUCGAUACGGAUGGCGAGUACCUUCUCGAAGUGACACCAUCAGGCGAGGGAGAAGACGAAUUCAAAUAUCCGACGGGCGUCGCGACCGACCUCAACGACAACAUCUACGUCUGCAACGACUGGAACGGCCGUGUGCUCAAGUUCUCGCCAGACGGGACCUUCAUAAAACGCGUGGACGGCGACGAGGACGGUCUCCGUUACCCGAACGGCAUUGCGGUCACGGAUGAUGGCAAAGUAGUGGUCGUUGAUUACGGCAAUGAUUGCGUCAAGGUCUUUGCAUAAAAGAAAGUGAUAAAAUUGCCUCUAGGACAUAUGUACAUGCACGAAGCCCUGUCUAUUUAUUCCAAAGAAUCGCAAUGUAUCGCACGCAAUUUAGUAAGCUUUUUCGUCCUUGUGCACCAAUUUCGCUUGCAAUACCAACGCAAUUUUCAUUACGUCUAUAGAUGUCUACAUUACCUGCAAGACUGUCCAAAUGCUCACCUCUCGAAGCACAGAUCUUUGAGAAUUGAGGGACGCGUUGCUUCUCUAUUUAGGGACUAAUGACGACAUCAUAUAGGUCAAUGUUUAUAACUUUAGUGUUUACUUGAAAGAAAUAGGAACAGAGUUCUUUCCUCAGUCGAACUCCUGCAUACGUUGCUUACGAAUGUCACUGAAGCGGAAUCAGGACAGAUUUAUUCUACCCCACAGUUAAUCACAUGGAAUUUUGAAAAUCAAUUAAUUUCACGCAGAUUCAUUCUAUACAGAUAAUCACUGAUAUUCAAUAUCGUAUUAUCGUAUGUGAUUGUGUGAUUAGGUGAUCUUCUACCAAAGGCAAAUCUUGUCAAUUUUCUUCAAAGGCAGCUGAUGAAAUUGAUGAUUAGUCUGAGUUUUUUGACAGCUCGGAAUCAUAGGCCAACAUUACAAAGGUCUCAUUGAUGAAAUAUUAAACUUUUAUUCAUGUCGUAUUUAAUAUUCUUCAUUAGGAAGAAACUCACCCAGUAAGAAAAGAAAAAUCAAAUUCGUGCAGACACUGUUAAGAUAUCUGUGACUGGAAAUCAUCAUUUACUAAAUCUCCUUGGAGAUUAAAGCAUAGUAGGCUAACAUUGAUAUGGCUUUUAUAAUUCUGAGCUGCAAGGUUCAACUUUUUACAAAAGUCUGUGAUAUCUUACAAAAAUGAAUCCCAGAAAAAAAAAUUGCGUUCGAAAAUAAUCAUUCAGUGCUUCAAAAAAGUGAAAUAUAGUGACCGAAAGUACCAUACAAAUUUAAUCGCAUACACUAUAUGUACUUUUCUUAGUUCUAAAACAUGUGCUCAUACACAUGUUUCUUCUUGGUUGGAGAAUUUUUUUUUUAAUCGGCAUUCCACAAACCUUUUAAGAUCAGUGGCGUAUAGAUGGGGGGGGGGCCUUCGGCGCUUGCCCCCCCCCCCCCAAAAAAAAAAAAAUAAGAAGGACCAAGAAAAAGAAAAGGAAAAGAGAGAAUGGUGACAUAUGAUAUAUCUCAUCCUGAAUAUUAUGUCAAAUUCUAUCACAAAAUUUGAUUUUUGUAAUAAAAAUACCUAAAUUUUUUAUCGCUCACGACUUUUUUUUUUAAAUAACUGCCCGAUACAUCAUAUCUGGGCCCCCUCAAAAUGUUGAUUUUUGGGGCGCGAUUUUUCUGGGUUUAAUUUAUAUCACAUACUACAACCACAGGUGAACCUAUAGGUCAAUUCUUUAAAAUUCAAAUCAAUGUCAACCUUUUUUUUCAUUGAAUAUGAUUAUUGCCUUGAUUUCGAUUAAUUACAAGAUGGCGAAUAAUAAUAAUUGAGGACCGUUAAAUACAUAAAAGUAUGAUGGGUAGAAUACGAAGUCGGUAUUUAUUGAGAAAGAUUUGUAUAUUUGAUUAAAUCGUCAUGUAUUAUUUACUCCAUUUAGACAUAUCUUGUUUUGAUGGAGACAAGAAUUAAUUUGAGAGCUAUUCAAUAUAUUGUUCACACCCCACUUCUGCAUUAGACAAAAUAGAAUUGCUAUUGAACUUAAAGAAAACAAAAGACUUGGCGCUUUCUUGUAUUUGUAAGAUUUUUUCUUUUCGUAUUCAUAAUUAACAAUGGAUUGGUUUCGCUUGUAUUCGUAUUUUCGUCGAGAAAGUAAUAAAAUAAUGAAAUAUGUAUUAUCAA